AUGAGAUCGACCUCGACGAUAAAACAAUUCGAACCUAAUUACGUAAUCUCAUUACAGUAUUCGAAACAAAAUGUGUCAAAUUUCGUCACAGCUUUGGGCUCCAAAGGAUUAAGGGCCAUUUCAAGACCUUCGUUAAACCCAUCAAACGUUUAUAUAUUGACCAAGAUAAAUCAAUUGAACGGCCCAGAUUUGUUUGAAAUUACAACUCAAUUCUCUAAUAUAAUUAAUUCGGUGACUCCAAUUGAAAAUAAUGAAGAUAAAAAGAAAUUGAAUUUCUUGAUAUCCAAGAAAUUACUUUCGAUCAAGAAUAUUUUCACAUUAGUUGAUGAUAAAGAUUUGGUUGAAUUGUUUCAAUUGACACAGAAUCCAAACUUGGCAUUUUAUUUCACUUUCUUCAAGACUUAUAUCUCUUGGAUGGUUCCCUUAGCCGUAUUCGGUAUUAUUUGUAGGCUAGUGGCUCGACCUUUUGAAUUUAAUUACAUAUAUGUGUUGGUACUAGUCUCUUGGACUUUAUUAUUCACUUCAAAUUGGAUCUUUAACGUGAAACCAACUCAUAUGGAAAAAUUUGGUAAUUUCACAUUGAAAUCAAAUAUUAGUUCAACAAAGACUCCAGUAAGUGUUAUUGUUAAAAAAGUGGCAUUUGUGCCAGUUGCCUUAGGGUUUGCUGCAGUUUUAUUGGGAUUCCAAUUCUUUUGCUUUUUCUUGGAAAUUUUUAUUACUCAGUUAUAUUCAGGUCCAUUGGUUUCAAUUUUAGCUUUACUUCCAACAAUUCUCUUAUCAGUUUUUGUCCCAGUCUUGACUAUUAUCUAUAAUAUUUUUGUUAAUAAAUUUGUCAAUUGGGAAAAUGGUCCAAAUCCAAGCAAUUCAAAAGUGGAAAAAAAUUUGGUUUUAACUUUCAUGACAAGUUAUGUCCCAUUAUUGAUCACUUUAUUCUUUUAUUUACCAUUUGGUCAUUAUUUCGAUUCCAAUUCUAAAUCAUUGGUACAAAAUACCAUGUUUUCUUAUAAUUUAAACAUACCAGUUAUUGAAAAUGAUUUCAAGAUUAAUAUUGACCGUUUUAGAUCCCAAUUCUUUUAUUUUGUUGUGACAAAUCAAAUUAUCCAAUUGUUAAUGAAUAAUUGUUUACCAGGUGUCUUGGCUACUGUUUUACCAAAAAUAUUAUCCAAAAAGGAUACGAAGGAAGUUAAAUUACAAAAGGAAAAUGUUAAUUAUAUCAUGAAGACUCAAUAUUCAAAUGAUUUUUUGACUUGGGAAAAUUUUAGUAAAUUUGAAUCUUCCAAUUGGGGGGAAUUCGAUAUUGAUGAAAAUUAUAAAAAAAUCUUUAUGCAAUUUGGCUAUUUAACAAUGUUCUCAAUCAUUUGGCCAUUAGCUCCAGUUAUUUUCUUAUUGUUUAACCUAUUGAAUAUUAGAUUGGAUAUUUGGAGAGCAUUUAAAAAAUGUAAGCCAACUUCCACCUUGGAAUAUUCUUUAAUAAAAUCUUCAAUUCCAUUAACAACAAAACCUGAAAUUAGUUUAUGGGAUAUCGUUUUAGAAAUUCAAACUUGGAUUGGUAUUAUUACCUCGGUAACUAUCACUUAUAUGUACAGAAAUUGUAAAUUGCCAAACGUUGGUUUAACGAAUCCAUUAGAAAAGCGUGAUAUAUGGUAUAAGGAAUCUCCAAUGAGUCAUUCAUGGACCUCUGUUUUAUUAGUAGCUGUUGGUGCUGAACAUUUGGCAUUUUUAGCUUAUUAUUUAUUAGCCACUGCUACUUUCUCUUCUCAAUCAAGAAAUUCUUUGAAGAAAAGAGAUCAAGUUACUCCAAGAGAUAUUUCAACUGUAAAUGAAAAGGAACUUGUUACUACCGGUGAUGAUCAUCAAAGAAAGGAGCCAGUUGAAAACCUGGAUUUAUCAGAUGUUAUUAAGGAAACUAUUAAAACCAUGAAUAGUAUCUUACCAGGUUCUUCCAAUUCAAAUGAUGAUUCCAUGGAGAGUUCAAUCGACGAUGAAAGUUAUGCUGAAUACGAAAAUCAGAAGUCUCAAAGACAACAACAAAAAUUGAAUACCAAUAUUGCUAAGGAUAUUAAUUCCGCUACAAACGAUGUUAUAAAUUCAAUUCAAAAUGAAGGUUACGAAAGAACUAAUGUCAACGAAGGUGAACCAUUAAUAGCCACCAAUGCAUUAGGAAAUAGCAAUGUUUUGAAUGACAGACAACAAUCGAACUCUAGAGCAAGAGAUGACUCUGUGGCCACUGGUAUCAAAAACUAUCCUUACUCUCAAUUUAAUUCGAAAAAUGAUAAACAAGCGCAAGAAAAAUCUUCAAAACAUAGAUCAUCAACUAAUCGUAGCAUCAAUAGUAAUACUAACAAUCAAACUAGAAAUGAUACGGUUUCUACUAAUGCCUCCUCAACUUCUUCUCUAGCUGCCGGUGCCACUGUUCCUGAAACCAUCCCAACUUCAAAAAAUUAUCACUUAAGAUAUGAUAAGUUUGGUAACCCUAUCUCAGCUCCAACUUCUACUUCUUCAGUUCUAGCAGUUCCAAAAGAAACCUCUUCUCAUCCUUUGUCUACUGUCCAUAAUGCUAAUGAUAUUGUUUCUGAGGCUACCCAACUUGCAGAUCAGACAUCAAGAGAAAUUAAAGAGCAAAUAGAUGAUAUUUCAAGUCACAAGAAGCCUACCACCCCAACUACACCAAUGAAAUCGACUCCAAAGACAACUGCUAAUUCUACUCCAAAAAGUAAAGCUUCCACUCAAGCUGGUUCAAAACGUUCUACAACUACAAAGCAUUCCAAUGGAAAGCAUUCUUCAACUAAGCAUAGCUCUAAGGAAGAGCCAAAGAAGAAAAAAGGUUUGUUUGGCUCUUUAAAGAAGAAGUUGUGA
Henningerozyma blattae CBS 6284 is the source of this 2856-nucleotide messenger RNA. It is a transcript of the gene IST2, whose product is annotated as Ist2p. Gene Ontology annotation, cellular component: cortical endoplasmic reticulum. The coding region runs from base 1 to 2856 and encodes 951 amino acids. Gene Ontology annotation, molecular function: chloride channel activity. Gene Ontology annotation, biological process: chloride transmembrane transport. The record is from RefSeq and is a predicted model, not a curated record. The transcript has a single exon. NCBI's taxonomy places the organism in Eukaryota, Fungi, Ascomycota, Saccharomycetes, Saccharomycetales, Saccharomycetaceae.